Cicer arietinum (chickpea) is the source of this 3515-nucleotide messenger RNA. RefSeq names its product protein PAT1 homolog. Lineage: Eukaryota; Viridiplantae; Streptophyta; Magnoliopsida; Fabales; Fabaceae. The record is from RefSeq and is a predicted model, not a curated record. Gene Ontology annotation, molecular function: RNA binding. Gene Ontology annotation, cellular component: P-body. Gene Ontology annotation, biological process: P-body assembly; deadenylation-dependent decapping of nuclear-transcribed mRNA.
GAAGCAUAAUUCACCCUACCUACGUAGGGUUCCUCUCUCUCAAAUCCAAGCCCAUCUCAUUCAUUCUUCGAUCCUUCGAUCCUUCGAUCUCAUUCAUUCAAGACCUAAUAAUCAUAAUAAUCUAUAUAUGUCACAACUGACCAAAUUUACACACCGCUUAGCAUUUCAAUUUCCCCCCCUUCUUUAAAUUCUUUUCUGCCUUCUUCUCCUUCGUCGUCGUUUACGUUUUCUUCUUCUUCUUCUUCUUCUUCUUCUUCUUCUUCUUCUUCUUCUUCUUCUUCUUCUUCUUCUUCUUCUUCUUCUUCUUCUUCUUCUUCUUCUUCUUCUUCUUCUUCUUUGUGACCUUUUAUUGAUUUUAUGGAUGGAUGUGUUUGGUGCUCGGUGUGAUGCUCUUGGUGCUCCCAACACCCAAGAUCUUAACCUUUUGGGACAUGUUUCAGAAGAAGGUUCAGUGUUUGAUGCAUCACAAUAUGCAUUCUUUGGUAAAGAUGUUGCUGAGGAGGUUGAGUUGGGCGGGUUAGAUGAUGAAAAUGAUUAUAUCCCUUCUGUUGCUUUCAAUGAGGAGGAGUUUUUUCUCAAUGGAGAAGAGGCGGAUGAUGUAAGAUCUCUUUCUGAUAUUGAUGAUCUCACUACCACUUUUUUGAAGUUGAACAAAGUCGUUAGUGGACCAAGAAGUGCAGGAGUUAUUGGUGAUCGGGUGUCAAGAGAAAAUUCCUCUGCUUCUGAAUGGUCACAGAGGGAUGAAAUUCCCUACUGGGUUGACCAUCACACUUAUGAUAGUGAAGGUUCUCAGGAUGGCAAAAGAUGGUCAUCACAUCCCCAUUCUUCUGUCAAUCUAGAAGAAUCAAAGCCAUUAUACAGAACGUCUUCGUAUCCUGAGCAUCAACGGCAGCUACAACAUCACCUCCAACAUUGCUCUAGUGAACCUGUUCCUAACUGGUUUGAUCAACAUUUUUAUGAUAGUGAAACUAUUGAUGAUGAAAAGAGGUGGUCAUCACAGCCACAUUCCUCCACUGUGCACAAAGAAGGACCAAAGCCCUUGUAUAGAACAUCUUCGUAUCCUGACAAGUGCCAAGAGCUUCCUCGUUUUUCUAUUGAACCAAUUUUGGGACCAACAUCUUCAUUUACGUCUUAUCCUCCCCCGGGUGGUAGGUCUCAACAGUUUUCUCCAAAUCACAGUACAGGCCAGUUGAACAUUCCUUAUGCUGGGGGAGCUCACGUGGCAUUGUCAUCACAAAAUUGUUCUCGAUUAUUUAAUUCUGCAUUACCCUUGAGUGGAUCAAAAUAUGAGCCACGUUUUAGUGGAAGUUUGCCCCAAUUUCCUACUGGCUCCCUCCUCAAUCAAGGAAACCAGAAUCAAUGGGUCAAGCAAACAGGGUUGUAUCCUCGAGAUCAUUCUAACCUCCUGAAUAAUAUGUUGCAGCAACAACUAUACCAUCACGGUGGAUCAGUGUCUCCUCACUUACUGACUCAGUUUCAGCAACAGCAGCACAGAUUGCAUCAUCCUCUUCAGCAAUCAGCAGGCUUCACGUCAGGUUUACAGUCCCAUUUAGUUAAUCACCAUCUUUCGUCUGGUUCGUCACCUGGUAGAAAAUAUGAACACAAGCUUGGUCUUGGUGAUGUUAGAGAACAUAGACAAAAAUCAACUCGCAGACAGAGUCAUCGUUUCUCCCAACAGGGUUCUAAUGCCAGUAGCCAGAAGAGUGAUUGUGGUUCGUUACAGUUCAGGUCCAAGUAUAUGACUAGCGACGAGAUUGAAAGUAUUCUUAAAAUGCAGCUUGCCGUGACUCACUGUAAUGACCCAUAUGUUGAUGACUAUUAUCACCAAUCUUGUCUUGCCAAAAAAUCAGGGGCUAAAUUGAAACAUUCAUUUUGCCCAACCAAAAUAAAGGAACUUUCUUCACGAGCCCGUGCCAAUACUGAGCCACACGGUUUUCUUCAGGUUGAUGCUUUAGGGAGGGUUUCAUACUUGCCCAUUCGUCAGCCUCGCCCUCUUCUUGAAGUUGAUUCUCCAAACUCCUCUGUUAGUGGUGGCUCUGAGGGAAUUAUUUCAGAGAAGUCCCUUGAGCAGGAGCCUUUGUUUGCAGCCAGAGUCACAAUUGAGGAUGGUCUCUGUCUUCUUCUCGAUGUGGAUGAUAUUGACCGUUUUCUUCAGUGUAAUCUGCUACAAGAUGGUGGAACUCAAUUCUUACGAAGAAGGAAGGUCCUUUUGGAAGGGUUAGCAACAUCACUUCAUCUCGUAGACCCACUGGGAAAGAAUGGACACAAAGCUGGGCUUGCUGCUAAGGAUGACCUUGUUUUCUUACGAUUAGCAUCUCUUUCGAAGGGACGGAAGCUCUUAGCAAAGUAUCUUCGGGUGCUUGUUCCUGGUAGUGAGCUUAUGCGAAUUGUCUGCAUGGCUAUAUUUCGUCAUUUAAGAUUCUUAUUUGGUAGUAUCCCCUCCGAUUCAGCAGCUGCAGAGACUACAACUAAUCUUGCUAUGGUUGUUUGUCAGUGUGUCCAAGGAAUGGAUCUUGGUGGUCUUAGUGCUUGUCUUGCAGCAGUCGUUUGUUCCUCGGAGCAGCCUCCACUGCGUCCCCUUGGAAGCUCUGCCGGAGAUGCUGCUUCCCUUAUUUUAGUUUCUGUUCUUGAGAGGGCUACUGAACUUCUAACUGAUCCCCAAGCUCCUUGUAGCAAUAAUAUGGGAAAUCGUUCAUUUUGGCAGGCGUCAUUUGAUGAAUUUUUUGGCCUCCUCACGAAGUAUUGCAUGAGUAAGUACCACAGUAUCAUGCAAUCACUGCUUAUGCAAGGGACACAAAAUGUGGCUGCAAUUGGAUCAGAUGCUGCUAAAGCUGUCAGUAAGGAAAUGCCUGUUGAGCUCUUACGUGCAAGUCUUCCUCACACGGAUGAUCCCCAGAGAAAGUUAUUACUGGAUUUUGCUCAGCGUUCUGCACCUGUGAUUGGAUUUAACAGCCAUGCUGGGAGCAGUAAUAGUCAUGUAAACUCAGAGACGGUGCUUAGUUAGUAGAGUAGAGAUUUCUUCUGAUGAUAAUGGUUUUCAGGUUUAAUGUCAUAUCCAAUGUGCUAUCUUGCAUCUCUGUUCAAGUACUUUUGCAUCUGUGGCGGCGAUACUUCUGAUGGAAUGACAAUGUGUUGGCAUAGUGAUAUAUGUUGCUUUCAAGCUCUUCAUGUAUCAUGAAAUACUCAGCUUGAUCUGUUCCUCAUGUCUUUUAUUUUAUUUAUGACAGGGGAGCUUAUUUUAUUACUUAGUAUGGUUGGUAGAUACACUAGUGGUUAGCAUGUACAUGUUUAGGCAGAUAUUUGAUUCCCAUACUCCCUUUCAAUUAGGUAUACAAGGCGUGAGGGGUUGGAUUAUAUUCAAAUCUACUUAAGAUUAUAGGUCACAAUUCUAGGGAGCAAAGGGAAAAUGUUGACCAUUUGGUGGUGCUAAAAUAACAUAGGAACUACUUCAGAAUAAUUUAUGUUGACCUUGCUGCAUAGUUUUCAUCUCGUGACUAUCCUAAACUUUAAAUUCA